AUGGAAGAACAUAUAAUUCCAAUUCCUCCAGAAACGAAGGAAUCAAAUGAUCGUGAAACAAAUAUAAAAAAUCAUAGGGAAUCAAUUGAUCGUAUUUUUGUUUCUCAAUAUAUGAAAGAUACUGGCAACACUUAUAUUGUUACUUAUAGUGAAAAGUGCAAUUCAAUCCUUGGAUGGUCAGUUGAUAACAUUGAAAAUGAUGGACAACAAGAACCCGAUGAAUUUUAUAA
Racocetra fulgida is the source of this 230-nucleotide messenger RNA. The record is from the annotation of a GenBank genome assembly. NCBI's taxonomy places the organism in Eukaryota, Fungi, Glomeromycota, Glomeromycetes, Diversisporales, Gigasporaceae.